CCGAAACUGAUUACACCAAUUUAGAGUUUAAGUUUUAGGGUUUAUGGUUUGGUUUUCAAUUUGUGAAGGAUUGGAAUAUUGUUUCUUACAUCAAAUUAAACACACUAGGAAAUUAAACACACUAGAAAGUCCUAACACGUAAGGCUUGCAACCUUAGUUAGGGCUGCCCGCCGAGGGCCCAUGGGCCGAAGGCCCAUUAAAUAAUAAUAGUUUAUGGUUUAUGGUUUGUGUUACGGUUUAUGUUAAGGGUUUAGGGUCUAGCUUAGGUUUGAAUUGAGCUUAGUUCAUGUUUUCGAAAUUUUCUUGGACUUUUCGAUAUUCUAAUAGGGCUUUUUUGGAAAAGUGAUUAGGGUGUUAGUGUUAGGGUUUAGGAAUUUUUUUUAGGGUUAAAGGUUUAAUUAUUAGUUGUAAUGGAGAACGGAUAUUAGUGCGACAGUCGGAUAUUAGUUUGAGUGGUUUGGAUAUUUGUUUUGUGGAGAUGAGUUUUCGACGAGCAAAUAAUAUUCCAGAAUAAAAAACUCGAAUUCUUAAUAAAAAGAGUCGUUUUUUUAUACCCAAUAAAAAGAGUCGUUUGAUAGAUAAAUCGCGAUAAAACUAGUAUUUAAUGUCAUUACAAUAAUCCGAGAAUGUCAAAUCCGAAAAAGCAGAACCAUAUAAGAAAUGAGAAAGCAAUAGUUCAACUAUUGUCUUGCUGACGCUUGAUAAUUUUUUUGAGCGUGUCGUCCCGAGCCUUCCACAUUUGGAUCAUGCUCUCAACCAUUGUCUCCAUUGCCGCAAGCUACAUAUGUUGUAAAAUAUUUAGUUUACUAUAUGCAACCAUGUCACUUAAGAAGCAAAAACAACAUCUAUGUACCUUAUUUAGGUCAAGGUUGUCAAAAUCUUUGUUUUCCCAGCAUGAUGCGUCUGGAUUGAGCCAAUGAUGUUUCUCCGCCUCCCCUUCUCUUGGAGGAGCUGGCAUCGAACACCUUUUGGAUUUUGUCAUCUUGCACAAUUCCUGAAAAGAACUAAUAUCAUUGAACUAAUAGCUAAUAUCAAUGAAAAUCUCAGAUCCCGCAAAUAGAAAGAAAUCCAAAUCCCCCAAAUCAAAAGAAUCCCAAUAGCAACACAAACAGAACUAAUAUCGACACAAACAGAACAAAUAUCGACACAAAGACAACUAAUAUCGAGACAAACAUAACUAAUAACCACACAAAUAGAACUAAUAUCGACACAAAAAGAAUUAAUAUUGACUCAAACAGAUCUAAUAUCAACUCAAACAGAAUUAAUAUCGACACAAACAGAAAGCCAUUCCACAAAACCAGAAAUAAAAUCAACAAAAGAACGAAUCAUGUAACCCUAACUCAAAUCUAUCCAAACGAAAACUAAUAUCCACGAAACUAUGCUUGAAAACUUACUUGAUGAAGAACCCGAGUUCCCUGCAAAGUGCCGCCGCCGAGAUCGCUGCUUCGCCGCCGCCGCCGAGAUCUCCGACUUCGCAGCAAGGUCGCCGCCGAGAUCUCCGCCUUCGCUGCAAGGUCGCCGCCGCCGCCUAGUUCGUCGCCGCCGCCAGACUUUGCUGCCGCCGAGUUCGACGCCGCCGAGUUCCAAUCACCGCGCGGCGCUUCGUCUGCGUUCGGGAGAGGAAGAAAGGCAGAGGAAAGGGAGAGAUUUGGCAAUUGGGGAAGAACGUUAAAAGGGGUAGGGUUUAGGGUUUUGUUUUUUGGUUUUUGAAUUAGUGGGCCCGGCGGGCCCCGCAAGGCCGAGUGGGCUGAACGGAUAUUAGUUCGCGACGUUCGGAUAUUUAAGCUGGGUGGUUUGGAUAGUUUUUUAUUGAGACUGGAUAUUAGUCUGUCUUUUUUGGAUAUUUGUCUGUAUCGUUUGGAUAUUUGUCUGUGUUGUUUGGAUAUUUGUGGAGAUACUGACACGGCCCAGUGGAGUUUUGUGGGUUUUUUAGCCCAGCUGAGAUGAAAGAUGGAGCUGAUGGUGGCGGCUUGGUAGGGUUUAGGUGGCAAGGGGGGAGAAAUGGAAAGAAGGGGCCCAAGUGGGUCAUUUAUUUGGGGAAACAAAAAUCAAAAAUAGGAAAUUCAAAGAAAGUGGAGGAAUUUAAUGCUCCCAACUACCCUACCCACCCAAACCCGAAAAUUGCCUCUCUCUCUUCAAUUUUUCUCUGUUUUUCUUCUCUUCCAAAGGAAGAGAGCCGCCGCCCAACUGUAUUUUCCGGCGACCAUUUUCUUUUCCGGCGACCAUCUUUCCUUUCCGGCGACCUUCUACGAUGCCGAUCGACGACAAUGGGGAGUUGGAUGAUCAAGGAUCUUCUCCAAUGAAGAAGGGUAAAUCGAUCGCACAAAAUAGUGAAGAAGAAGAACUCUAUCCUACAUCAUAUGAGUUUGUUGAUGAAGAUUCAAGUGGUGCUCCUGCCCUCAACGAAGAAGAAGAAGAAGAUAAAGGUUGAUUGAGUUCUUUAUAUGUUUGUGUUGUUGUGAGAUUGGUUGGUUGCAUUGAAUAUUUGAUGUUGAGAUUGUUGUGAGAAUAGCAUUGAAUGAUGUUGAUGUUGUUAUGGGUGUUUGAUGUUGAAAUUGUUGUGAGAAUGACAUAUCUGUUUGGAUCUUUCGGAUAUUUGUCUGUUUCUUUGCAGAUAUGUGUUUAACUAAACAUGGUAUUUGUCUGGGCUGCAAGGAUAUUUGUAUAUUUGCUUGCCGAUAUUUGUUUAAUGAAACAUGAUAUUUGUC
Messenger RNA from Linum trigynum, 2708 nucleotides. The record is from the annotation of a GenBank genome assembly. NCBI's taxonomy places the organism in Eukaryota, Viridiplantae, Streptophyta, Magnoliopsida, Malpighiales, Linaceae.